CGUGUCUCUCUGCUGCUCCUGCCUUUAACUAGAGAGGUUUUGCAGCUCUUUUGCUGAAUUUGCGAUGACAGCUUAAUUUUGCUUAUCCUCGGUCAUAUCGCCUAAUCAGUGUUCGGAAGCAAGAAUGGGUUGGAUUUGGAGGAAAAGGGUAAGUUUGGGAAAGACGAUUCUUGCAGCAGUUCUUGUCAUGUUUUCCGCACCAUUCCUGGUUCCUCCACUCAUUGUUGCUUCCACGAUCGCCUUGAUCUCGUCCCUUCCCUAUUUUUUUCUCUUAGCUAGCUAUGUUUGUACUGAAAAGCUGAUGAGAAAACUGCUUCCUGCUAUUGCUUUUGGUGAUAAAAUGGUGCUACUCCACGACAAGGUUGGUCACGGUGAUAUAUAUGAUGAUGGCAUGCCACGAGUGGCUAUGAGUGAGACGUUUUUUGUGCAGUCUGUGGAAGAGGGGACUGCUGCAAGUUCUGUCAAAGAAGGUGACAAUGACAUAACACCCUUGAGAGUGACUAACAUUAUGUGUGAUGUGUAUCAAACCCCUGAGGAUAUCAGAAAAGAGUCAAAGAGCUUGUUCGAGAGUAUCAGAGACGACGAGAGUAGUGCUAAUCAAUCCUUUGGUAGAGGAAUAUCUGAAAAAGCAUUCGGAGAGGAUAACAAAGAGUCGACAGGAGUUGAAGAUCUAUCAAGAAGGAAAAAAGUGUCUAGAACUAGACUAAAAGGGACACUUGAGUCUACAACAAAAGAAGCAUCUAGAGGGAAGGCUACGGAAAAAUCUUCAAAUGAGAUGGUGUUGUAUAGCGAGGAGCAGAUAUGGGAAAAGAUGGAGGCGUUAAGGAAAAUAGUAGGAUACAGUGUUGCUAGGAGCACGACAUAUUCCGAAGAAUUGAAGUCUCUCUAUAUGUUUAUGGGUGUGGAACUGCCGACAUCCAUGUUGGAGAAAGAGAAUCAAGAGAUUGCACAUGUUAGUGAGAGACUUUGGGUUCUUAUGUCUGUUAUUGGAAUAAAAUGAGAGUUUUUUUUUUGCUUUCAAUCUUAGCUUCAAGACUCAAUGUUUCUUCUGUUUUAAAUAAGUAAUGACACAUACCAG
Eruca vesicaria subsp. sativa (arugula) is the source of this 1078-nucleotide messenger RNA. NCBI's taxonomy places the organism in Eukaryota, Viridiplantae, Streptophyta, Magnoliopsida, Brassicales, Brassicaceae. The record is from the annotation of a GenBank genome assembly.